Hypomesus transpacificus is the source of this 5163-nucleotide messenger RNA. RefSeq names its product probable G-protein coupled receptor 173. Gene Ontology annotation, biological process: G protein-coupled receptor signaling pathway. Gene Ontology annotation, molecular function: G protein-coupled receptor activity. The transcript has 2 exons. The record is from RefSeq and is a predicted model, not a curated record. Gene Ontology annotation, cellular component: plasma membrane. Lineage: Eukaryota; Metazoa; Chordata; Actinopteri; Osmeriformes; Osmeridae. The coding region runs from base 1627 to 2808 and encodes 393 amino acids.
CAGGCCGCAGUCUGUGUACUAGCUUGGAAUAAAUGGAAAUAACCAGAGGCAACAUGAGCCGCUGAUAUUAGCUAAAAGGUCAGGCAUUGCAUUGAAGUCAUGGUGUCAUACUUCAGUACAGAGGGCAGAGCCGUCAUUGUAAACUUAGAACAGUGUUUAGAGGCCGACAAUUCCCCCGUGAAGCCCCUUUAAAAUAUAGGCUUAUGGUUGACUGGUGACAGUUCAUGGAUUUUUUUAUAUAGGGUUAUCUAUUGUGUAAUCAAAGUUUUACUUAUGCAAUAUUAGUGUAUACUUUUGUUGUCCAGCUAUUGUAAGUAUGCUGUUGUUUUUUUGCCGUCCAAAAAGAGAACAUACAAAACGCAAACAGUCCACAACAUGGAUAAUGACCGAUACGUUUGAUGUAAAUUAAUAAUUUCAUUCUAAAACUUGUUUACUUUUUGGUGACAGAUUUUGACUUGUAUAGGCUACGGCCAUUCAUAUCUCUCUCUGUCUAUAGCUGAGCCAUAGCUCUCUCUCUCUUUUUCUCCGUCCCGAAUCGAACCGAAUGGACUCCGCGAAGAGGCGAACCGCUUUCGAGCAAGCAGCCAUUUGAUUGGGAUUAUUAUGAAAAAUAUAGGCUAUAUUUUUACAAAUCUAUCUUUGCGUUUUAGUGUGUUAUGCAUCUCUUCAAUCCGAAUUUUACGAUGUUUUGUUGUCAAUUAUGCAUUUGUUGAAAUAAUCUAAUGUCUCGUUGGACAAGCCUUCGCUGGACGUCAUAACAAAGACUGCAAAUAAUUGUUCGUGAUAAAUAGAGAGCGUGCAUAGCUAAAUAAUGCAAACAGAAAUUUAUCAUGGCUAUUUUCAGUCCUCAAGACCGUGUGAAACGAUUAUUGGACGAGCAGUAUGAUUGUCAAGAUAAUUUUCGCAGUGGGAAAUAUAUUAAUUUUAUAAACGUUUAUGGGUGGGUAACCGUUGACAAUCUGACAUCAUUUGGAUAGAGGGAUAGAGAACAAGAUUCUGUUUUUCCACAUCCGAAUUUUCCUUACACCCUUUUCGACCUGAUGAUGCGACGUGGAAGUCGGGAGUUUUAUGAAAAUGGAUGGAUGACAUGACAUGGACAUGGACAUGGACAUGGACACGAACACAAACAACAACCUUUGGUCUGUGAAACUACAAAAUGAUAAUAAAGCAUAACCAGAGACUCAACUGAACAGAGAUCGCACUCAAUGGUUGGAUCAAUAGUUCAUUUAUUAGACAUUUUGGAUUAUACAUGAUCAUUUAUUCUUGUGUCACAGUGCCUACCCGAGGAGAAUGGCUUGCAUAUAACAGGUGUUGGGCCAGGCAACAAAGGAGAAUGCAGCUCUUCAAUAUUUUUCCUCUCAUUUUAAUGAACUGUAAUACCAAACUAAAACGGUCAAUUAUAGAGCAGUGCAUAAAUGAAAGGUGGUAAACGUCAGAGAAGAAGGACAUUUUUCAAGUCUGUCAUGUAGAAUGGAUCCUCCCUGUUCCUCCCUGUAAGAGGAGAGGAGGAGACAGAGAAUCCCCAGGACGAGGAAGAGGGGGGCUGCAGGAGGUGGAAUAGUUGAGCUGUGUGCACAGUAAAGAGAGAGGGAGGUGUGAAUCCAUAGAUCUAGGUAGUGGGAGAAUAUGGCUAACCAGAGCUUUGGCAUUGAUGGCCCUGGGAGUCUACUAGCUGUACUGGCCUCACAGAGUGGACUGGCAAGGGGCAGCACCAGUAGUGGAGGAAUCACAGCCUCAGAUGUGUCAGCCUACUUCAAGCUAAUCUUCUUGGGGCUAAUCAUCUGUAUCAGCCUGGCAGGCAACUUGUUGGUGUCCCUACUUAUCCUCCGUGACAGGACCCUCCACCAAGCCCCCUAUUUCUUCCUCCUUGAUCUGUGCCUGGCCGAUGCUGUUCGCUCUGCCGCCUGCUUUCCCUUCGUCUUGGUGUCUGUUCACAACAGCUCGGCCUGGACCUACAGUACCCUGAGUUGUAAGGUGGUAGCCUUUUUGGCUGUGCUCUUCUGUUUUCAUGCUGCCUUCAUGUUAUUCUGUGUGGCUGUCACUCGCUACCUGGCCAUCGCUCACCACCGCUUCUAUGCCAAGCGCAUGACGGUCUGGACCUGCGCCGCCAUCAUCUGCAUGGUCUGGACUCUGGCUGUUGCUAUGGCAUUCCCGCCUGUAUUUGAUGUGGGGACCUACAAGUUCAUCCACGAUGAAGACCAGUGCAUCUUUGAGCACCGCUACCUGAAGACCAAUGACACUCUGGGCUUCAUGCUGAUGUUGGCUGUUGUGGUACUGGCCACUCACGGCUUCUAUGCCAAGCUCCUUCUCUUUGAAUAUCGGCAUCGCAAGAUGAAGCCUGUUCAACUGGUGCCGGCCAUCAGCCAAAACUGGACCUUUCACGGGCCUGGGGCGACAGGUCAGGCUGCAGCCAACUGGAUUGCAGGGUUUGGUCGGGGUCCCAUGCCACCCACCCUCCUGGGCAUCCGGCAGAAUCUACACACCCAACACCGGCGCCUGCUAGGCAUGGAGGAGGUGAGGUCAGAGAGGAGGCUGGGGAGGAUGUUCUACACCAUCACUCUGCUCUUCCUGGUCCUCUGGGCGCCCUACAUAGUGGCCUGCUUCUGGAGGGUGUUCGUGAAGUCCUGCUCUAUCCCUCACAGGUACCUCACCAUCACAGUGUGGAUGAGUUUCGUCCAGGCUGGGGUCAACCCCAUCUUCUGUCUCCUACUCAACGAAGACCUGAGGAAAGUUCUGAGGGCCCACCUGCCCGCUUACUGGAGGACCAAACAACACCUGCCACAAGACGAGGCAUACUGCAUCAUGUAAUGGGAGGGGGAUUCAAGUGUGUGUGGAGGAGUUGUUUGUGCGUUCAGAGAGCUUAUAGUGGGCUGUGACAAACAGGAUGCUCCAGGAAGGUGUUAAGGCAGAUACAAUGUAUAAGUCUACUCUGAAGGUCAUACUGAAAUGAGCUACGCAUUAGAGGAACACUUGUACUGUACAUGAUUAGAGUAGGGUGUAUGUCUUCACAUGUACUGUAAUGAUGCAUGAACUAGUUGCAUUUGAGCAAAAAGGACAUUGUAGGCUACCAAGUCAGUAAUAGGCCUGAUAAUCAAAUGCCACUUCAAGAUUUGAUUGCCUUACACUUAAGAUGGAUAAACCUGCCCUAUGGAAGUAUUACUCACAAAGCUGUACAUGGAACGAUAAUCCUACAUACUGUACACAGGACUUGAACAACUGGAGAGACAUGCACUGGACUAUUGAUAUAAUUGCGGGCUUGUUUCUGAUUUGAAAAAAAUGAUACAGCUAAAACUUCUCAGAGGAUUCUUAAACCGUGGACGCCUUCUUCAUGUGGCUCAGAGAAGACUGAAAGAAAUCAAGUGGACAUCUUCCUGUUUGUAUAAAACACGAAUGCCUGUUUUACUUUCUUUAUAAACAAAACACAUGUUGCAGAUGCCACUAUUUUUACAAAGGAAUUGUGAAUUGGAUUCAUAAUGUACAGUGUGUGAUCUUAUGUCAAGAAAGGAAAAUAUAUUCCUACUCAUGUUUUUUUUUAUUAAUGUGUGUGUCAGUGAGUUAGCGUGUGUGUGCUUGUUUGUUUAAAGUAUGGGAGCGAACAAGAGAAAAUGAUGACAGAUUACAAUAUAGAAGAAUAUUUCAAAAGAAUGGUGUCAUUGUAUGCCUUGGAAUGAUGAUAAAAUAUGUAGUGAGAUGUCCUAUGAAUGCAAGGGACUGCAACUGAUGGGCAGGUUCAGGUAGACUACAGACAAUGAUUGAGAGUGAAAAAUUACCUGAAAACCAUAUCUUGUGCAUUGUAGGAGGUCCCAUGAGAUUAAUUUUGGCCCCAAUGAUGAUGUAUUUGAUAGAGCUGAAUUAGAUGAAGUUGGUAAACAACCCAAUACAUUUGUUUGAAAAAUUACUCUCUAGGGAAUGCAUCCCAAGUAUUUUGGUGUUUCAUUAAACCUUUCUUAAUAUUCGGCACUCCAGAACCUAAAUAAGUCAACCAUUCCAACGGAUGCCCCCUUAACAUACUAGAGUGCAUAUUUCAAACUAAAAAGUGAAACAUGGUUAAUUAUUUCAGAUAUGGCGUUAUUUUCUAUAGUCUUGUUUCUGUACAGUAUAAUUGAAGUGGUUAUUUUGUCCACACAUCAAUAAAGAGUCUACUUUUGCUGCAUUUGGAUUCCACUGUCAAUGCACUUUCAUUUCUGGCCUACAUUUGACAACACUGGCAAUAAUAUAUGUUACAUGUAAAAUAUUACAUUUGAGAUAAAGAAAACAUUGUACAAUUAUGUUGGAAUACACAAAUUAUAAUAUUUUGAAGAUCUGUUAGUCUGGAAAGGCAGUUAUAGUUAUAUAUAAACCUUUAUUGCUACUUAAAUGUCUUCACAAAAAGAGUGUAUUUUCACUCUGCUGGGGUAUUCUACCUUUGGAGAUUAAGGUAUUGAAAAAUAUUCAGAAAACCAAAUUAAGUAUGGGUUCAUAACACUGAACAGUACAAACUAGCUGUUGACAUUAUAAAUGCAUUGGCAACCAACUGCUGGAUUGAGGAUUUAGAAUGAUUCCUUCGGAUAUAAUCAAAAUAGACUUGGAGUUACAAUAACUUAUAGGGUAUCUUGUGGAGUUAAAAAAAUGUUGGUCAAAAAGUUCAAGCUCUGCACACCAGGGGUGCCCUGGUUGUAAAAUGUUUUAUAUCAGAACAUGUAAACAAGACCAAACUACACAACCUUUAUAACAUUACAGUAGGCUAGGGUUUAUUCAAUGUAUGCGUAUAAUAAAUAUAUUAAUCUGGAGUCUUUUAAUCUAGAAUGAAACACAAACUAGCAUAUAGAACACACAAAAUACACACACUUAAGACACGCACAAUGUUUCAUUACAGUAACAUCACUUUUCAAAGUAUUUUUCUGUGUUGUUUUAAAGUGAAUUUGUCAGUACUAAUUUAGUUUGAUCUGUGAUUUAGUGCCAUGCACAUCAUACCAACCCAUGACACUGAGGAAUGCUUAAUAGGCAAAGAUUAAGGGACUGGUAAGAUUUAAGGAAAUAAGGCUGUCAGGUCACUCAUUACUGCUUCUUAACUGUUACAUAACAGGUUAGCUAGCGCUCCAAACAGUCUGACAGAACAGGUUAUGCAAUACAAAUAGUGAAGGAAUUGCCUUUGAAAGAUAACAUUUCAUGCUGCACAUAUGU